Messenger RNA from Monascus purpureus, 1578 nucleotides. Lineage: Eukaryota; Fungi; Ascomycota; Eurotiomycetes; Eurotiales; Aspergillaceae. The record is from the annotation of a GenBank genome assembly.
GGCCACACCAUCUGCUGCCGGCCCUUUGAGGCUGCAGCUCAUCUCCAACCCUUUCGUUGCUAUGGAUUUUAUUUUGUCUGUUGUUCUUGUCCCGGGAAACCCCCAUUGCGGGGACUCUCUCACAUAGAGACUACAGUGUUUUGCAAGAGCUCGUCGCCUGCUAGAUGAUCGCCACCAAGAUAUUGUCUGCAUUUCCCCGAUACUUUAAUAGAAUUGUUCAAUUUGUUGCCAGAUACAUUUAGAUCGAGAAGAAUUGAUUCCUACCUACGAAGCAGCGCAACGAUACUCUUUGAAAGAUAAUACAAUGCAUUUAGAUUACCUAGCGACGGAGCUUCUACUCCAUAUCUUUCGCUCCUGUGGCUCAGUUUCUGACAUUUUGAACCUGGCAUCGACCUGUAAACGUCUGCGUCACGUUUUCCACAAGCUACCAAACAAACUGCAGAUCCUAGCGAAUGCAGCCGAGGUAGAGUUCGGUCCUGUCGAAGAUAUUGUUCAAUUGGUCACAUACAAUGCGAGCCAGCCAGCUCAUAUAUUACGCAAUGCCCCCAUGACCGAUGCCCUCCUCAGACAGAUCAUUCAAAUUGGCCGAGUCGCCCAGAGAUGGGAAUCAAUCUACCCCGUUAAGAAAUGGAAGGUUGAUUACGAAUGUCGUCGCUCUCUGACGGGUGAGGGGCGGUAUCGCCUGCGACGAGCGGUGUAUCGGCUCUGGCUUUAUCACCGUGCUUUCCACGUGGGAUACUACGACCGCUUCACGCGCCAUCUCCUGCAUGUCAUCGCUCAGCGUGCACAGCUACUUCAUAACUGGACCACUGCUGAGCUGGCCGAGAUCGAGGAUCUGCGGCUGAUUAUGUACGAUAUUGUGCAAAACCAUAUAUGUCCCAGCAACGGAGCCGUCCAGCGCAAAUUCCGUAAACGCUACCCGGAAAGCAACUAUCAACUGAACUUUAACGUGCAUCUAAACUAUCCCGCCAAUAGCAAUUCCCAUCACGCUUCCCUGCCUCAUUCAUCUCCCCCAUUCUUGAAGGACUCUUUCCACGACGCUAGUCCAACAGACUCCAUCGAGCAUUAUUUUCACACUGCCCAUCCUACCAUGCACAGCGACCUCGCGAAAUACCAGUCCAGAUUCCGGAAUGAUUUCUUCCACGACCCUGGCUAUGAAGGCUGGGGGGAUGAGAUUCCACAUUACUACGUCGUGCAGGAUAUGAUGAAGCUGGACCCCGGCCAGAUACUCUGGCUGCGUGACCAUGCCCCACUCAAACAGCAGGUGGAGGAGUUUGUGCGUUCCUUAGGUGAUUGGUUUCGGGAUAAUGGUGAAACAUUCGGCGAUACGCUCGAAUGGGUCAUGAGGCAAAGAGGUGAUGAUGUUGGAGAGCUCAGAGUCGCGAUUGAUGAAAGGGAGAUGGGCAUUGUUCUGGAUAGUUAAUAUUAUGUGCUCUGCUUGAUCAGUGAUGUAUGGGGGGUAUGUAUCCACGUGGUCUAUGUUUUAUCAGUAGUCUAGACACGUUACAAUAUCUUUCAGGAUAGCCAUAAUGUUGCUUGUGGAAAUCCCAGAUGAAUAGAAAUAUUCCUACUACCGGC